AAAGUGGUUUGUUUGUUUACCGGUAGGGUCCAACUUGGACAUCGAAAGCUCUGACGAAGUUCCAAGAGUCUACGCGUACUAGUAGCAUUGCAAGAUUGCAAGAGCCCACGCUUGGCAAUUGGCAACCUUCAACACAUACAUUAAAUUUUCUUUUAACGAAUCCUUCUUGGCUUCAAUCAUCCAUUCGAGAUGGGUGUCCUUCAGAUAUCCUUGAAUCUUUUGUCGUUUUCCCUGUCCCUCCUUCUGCUUGUUGACCACCAUGACAUUGUGAUCAACGGAGAAGUGAUUGCUGGAUACAAGCCAGCUUAUCAAGUGACGGACCAUGCGGCCCUCGACCUGGAUCAGCAACUGAUGACAUGGUUGUUGGAGGCGCAAAACCUCACACAAGCCUCUUUGGUCUACCAAAAGGGAGCUCACUCCAAGUCGUAUGCUGCCAUCACACUGCAGCAGACGACUGGCAAAAUCAACAAGAACACUGCCUUUGUGGGGACCAGCAUUGGCGGAGAACCCGUCACGCUCUACGCCUAUUCAGAUUUUGAAGCUGGAGCAACUGAAUUGAAACUGCGUUACGCUACCAGUGAUAUCCAAUCCGAGUACUCCUUUUGCCAGGUGGGCAAAAACCCGGAACCGGUCCUGCAUGGGUGUCUGACGGCCUUGGGGACUGUUAGUUUGGAGGGUAUCCAGAGUGCAGCUCUACCUUAUACCUACAACCCUGAAACUGAUAAUAAGAAUGGUCGUACAUUGGCCGGGUUCAGCACAGGCGCAGAAAAGAAAAUGGGUAAAUGUGGACCUCAAUGUCCCUACGUGGAUUAUGCAAAGUACCUCAACUACUUUGGAGAGUUUGAUUAUGGGAAUCAAUGGAUCAUGGCAGCCUUUGAAAAACGGGAAACGAAGUUUUCAAUGGGCAAUGUGGACUUUCGUCCAUAUUCCCAGCCAGCACUGCACAAGGCCAUUCAAGUGGCUACUCUCAAUAUGAAUGUAUGGAUGUACGUGAUACGGGAAUUUGAAGAUGCUCUGGAUGAUUGCAACAAGGGAUGUGCUUCGGAUCAAUGCAAUGCUGAUAAAGUUAAUGCUUGGGACGAAGGCAUCGCCUUCUACACGGGAUCUCUAGAAGGUGAUGAUGGUUUGGGUGAUGGAGUGUUGGCGUAUGCCUUGGCGGACGAUCUCUGUAAAGACUUCAAGACAUGUGGCGCUAGCGGUGAUGUCACGACGGGGCUAUCCUAUGUGAACCAAGAAGUUUUCUCCCUAUCAGAUUCCGCCGUAGAACUUUUAAUGGCGGAAAAGUGUGCUGAGACACGUUUCUACGUCCAAGAGAUUGUGGGUCUCAUUACGGUACCUCUGGUUCAAGGCUUGUUGCGGGCAACCUAUCAGAGCAUGUAUGCAGAGGACGAGGAAUCCAGGGAUAUGGCCAAGGGUGAAGCAGCCGCCUUUGCGGCAUCCGUAGUUCCCAUUCUUCACAAUUGCAGCGAGAGUGACGCUGCUAUGGUCCAGGAACAGUUGGCUUACACCUCGGAUCAGCGAGACUACGUCGCUAUCAAGCAAGCUCUGGAGCGUCAUUAUGAGUGCAUGGGUAUCACCUGCACGCAAGUUGGUGGCCUCUGGGAUCCCAACAUCAAUGAGUACCGAAAGGAUGCGGCUGCUUGCGUUACCCUCGACGAGGAAACUAGCAGUACCAGUUGGCAAUGGGCGGCUUUGGGCGUUGGAGUGGGCAGUGCAGCCAUGAUUUUGCUGCUUGCAGUCUUGCUGAUGCGAGAAGAACAAAAAAGUUUGAGACUAAGCAGAAAGUAGAUCGCCUAUUUAAGAAUACAAUGAUCCUUCAUUGAAUAAAACACAACAGCGCAUUACGACCCAAUGUGCUAAACCUUUGCGAGAAGGCUCAAAAGAUGAACCUGAUAGAUCCGGCUGCAAUCAUAAUAGUAUCUCCGGAUCGAAUCAUUCAAGCCAGCACCUUUCGAGGUCAGCACCACGCUUCCGAGUGACAGUCUGGGGGACAAGGGAAUCGAAGCGCCCUUCGAGACAGCUCAGGUGCAGACGGCCAAGCAAAUCAGAAAGGGUGCUCGACCAAGGCAGCAAGCCAGGGCACACCGUAUGUAUGCAUGUAAUGGAGCCUCUCAAUCUGUUCGAGACGUUCUUAUCGACCAAGGAAGAUCCGCUCCCGGAAAGCUUGCUGGAGUUGGUGACCUCUUUGCUUGUACGAUAUUAGUGCUACAAGUUGGCUAUAGAUACCACCAGUACAUGCCGCGUUGUUGUAGUUGCCGGCGGCCGGUUGGUACCGGUACCACACCUUGCGAGAGGACAAGUAGCAGCACCAGUCCACUAACCAGUUCCGUUUGCUUUCACAUUUUCUACAGCAACCAAGGCCACAUCUUGAUGAACAAAAACUGCAACGGGCAGGAGGCUCCAAGAUCUUGGAUUUGCUCAGGCCUCUGAUUUGCCCAGUGCAAUUGGAAUCUUCACAAUUGGAGCAUCCAGUCCGAGUGAUACUCCGUAGUCCGUAGGCCCAAACUACAGCAUCCAGCUGCAUCCUCCGAAAGCAAACGACGAUCAGCCAAUGUACUCGGUAAUUCAAUGACCAGUACAUGUACUCGUACACAAUGUCAUGUACAUGAAGUUGCUGUUUCGUUCAUCCCACACAAUUGCCUUGGUCAAACGUCAACCAGUGGUCGAUGGUCACCUUGUUGUAGAUUUCACUGGUCAUGUAAAUUACUCUUCUACUCAAGCGAAAAUGAAUACGAACGUCGUUUUCCGUUCUGGCUUCUUUGGAGUCGAGUCAAGUCUUCUUGGCUGGCCCGCUGGCACCGCUGUGUGCUGUGUGCUGGUGUACACUAAGAACAGCAUCAGUUCGUUGGGGACUGCGUCAGCUAUUAAUACCAGGUACAGUUCAAAAAUGAGAUUUAACAACCAUGAGAGCUCCAGAACUUCCCCUUCCCACAAUUUUAAUACAUGUACUAAAGUAUGUAUCUCCUCUACUACCGUAGCUACUCUUAAACUCGGAGUAUAAUAGUAGAGUAGGUAAGCUAUUACUAGUAGGUACUAGUAUUAAGUAUUAAUACAGGACUUGGUAUGCAUACCGGUACUCGAGUACUAGUAGUACAUUGUACUAUGUACUGAGUAGUGAGUAUCACAGUACCGAAUUUGGUACCAGUUCAAUACUCCUACAGUAAAGGUCAUAAUGUCGUAAUACGAUGCACCGAUGCACCAGUAACAUUGGUACUCUGGACUCUGGAGU
This is a messenger RNA of Seminavis robusta, 3229 nucleotides long. The record is from the annotation of a GenBank genome assembly. NCBI's taxonomy places the organism in Eukaryota, Bacillariophyta, Bacillariophyceae, Naviculales, Naviculaceae.